UUUGAACAAAUAGGUCAUACCUUCUCUGCUCUUCAAACACCACCUCUGCCACUGAAGAGUUUGAAUGUACUGUCUUCUUCUUAGGAAACAGAAUGAAUACAACUUACUGGUUUCCUUCAGUCUAUGAACAUAAAACUCUGCCUGCUAUUUACACCACUGGUUUCAUCAUUGGUCUGGGAGCUAAUGUAUGGGGACUAAAGUCUCUGAUUCAGAGAUGGAAAAUUCUUGGACACAUUAAUGUGUUUCUUCUGAACCUUGGAAUUGCAAAUUUUUUGUUCCUGCCAAGUCUCCCAUUUUUGUCGGCGUACUACUUUAUGAGGAGUAAAUGGAUAUUUGGAGAUGCCUUCUGCAAGAUCACAAGAUUCUGCUUCAACCUGAAUUUAUACGGCAGCAUUGGAUUCCUCACCUGUAUAAGUGUCUACAGGUACCUGGCUAUUGUCCAUCCAAUGAAAGUGAUGGGAAGAAUAACUGUGACUCACUCUGUGGCUAUCUCAGUUUUGAUUUGGCUGUUGGUGAGUGUUCAAAGUUUUCCAGAUAUGUUCUUCCCUAAAAACUCAAAAAAUAUAACUGAAAAAUGCUACCAUACCACAUCUUAUGACUAUGUUGAGGAUUACCUGAAAUACAGUGUUGGCUGGACUCUCACUGGGUUUGUUAUCCCAUUCCUUAUCUUACUUGGCUCCUAUGGACACGUGACUCUUGUUCUCUGCCGCAUUAAUACCAUUGAUAAGGUGGUGAAACAAAGAAGCUUAAAGUUGAUGUUCAUCUUGAUUUUGCUCUUCUCGGUUUGUUACAUCCCCUAUCAUAUUUUUAAGAAUCUCAGCCUUUAUUCAAGAGUUUUGAUCAAACAGAACAUGCGUCCAGCAUGGGAUAAGGGAGUCUUUGGUGCUCAUCAGAUCAGUCGUGGUCUUGUGUGUCUGAAUAGUGUUUUGAACCCCCUGGUUUACCUCCAUGUCAUGGAUAUUCCUGCUCAAAUCAGACAGAUGCUUCAGCGGUCUCGUCAGAUAUUUACUCGUUUCUUUCUGUCAAAGUACGGCAAUGUACCUGUGGCACAAAGUGCAGAUGUUUAACAGGAGUUUAGCAUGAAUGAUUGAGUUUGUUUAUUAUACUGUGCUUCAUCCAGUUAAUUAUUGCUCUCUUUUCCUGUAACAACAGUUUGGGCACAAGUUACUAUAUAAAAGUAUAUAAAUACUUCUAUUUCUGUGUUUGUUCUGUUGCCUUGUAUGUUGUGAAUAACUGAAAUCCAGUGGAACACAUUUUCUAUUUUGGUUUAAAACACAUUGUCUUUGUUUUUUAUGCAUGAUUGUAAUUGCUCUGAAUAAGCUUCACUCAUUUUGACGGAGUCAGUAUCAACAACCAGUUGCUAACAUAUAAUUUUUCUACAAUAAAUGUAACUUAGUCUUUGAAAUAUGUAUUAUUUAAACACCUUACACCAACAACUUUUACUUCAAGAAUAGAUCAGGAGAGAGCACUGGCAUACUACUAAAAUUUGUUUCAUAUUUAGUGUAUUUUUCAUUGUUGGCUCACAGACUGCUUCCGUGCUCUUAUCAAAUGUUUUUUAUAGGUGUGGCUGAGUGCGUGUGGUACAAACCACAGAAAAGCAGCAGUCAUUGUACAACUGUGACACUGACACCUUUAAAAACUGACUGCAUUGUACAUUACAUUGUAUUUAAUUCUUUUAAACACUGCAUUCUUUUUAUUAUUGAUGCGUUGGAAUUAGUGGUCACAUAUCUGUGCAUAGAUCAUGUUAAACAUGUUCAAAAUAAACUGAUC
Oreochromis aureus is the source of this 1770-nucleotide messenger RNA. Its product is annotated as P2Y purinoceptor 1-like. The transcript has a single exon. Gene Ontology annotation, molecular function: neuropeptide receptor activity. Gene Ontology annotation, biological process: G protein-coupled receptor signaling pathway. Bases 93 to 1067 code for a protein of 324 amino acids. The record is from RefSeq and is a predicted model, not a curated record. Gene Ontology annotation, cellular component: membrane. NCBI's taxonomy places the organism in Eukaryota, Metazoa, Chordata, Actinopteri, Cichliformes, Cichlidae.